Molecule: messenger RNA, 135 nt
Organism: Funneliformis geosporum
Lineage: Eukaryota; Fungi; Glomeromycota; Glomeromycetes; Glomerales; Glomeraceae
Source: the annotation of a GenBank genome assembly
UGUCUUGAGAAUGCUUCAGAAGAAGAUAUAGCAGAGCUAAAAUCUGAAAUCUCCAGUCUAAAAAGUCAGCUAUAUCAAGCUAAGAAAGAUGUGCGAGAUAAGAAACAAUAUAUUUCUACCUUAGAAGAGCGAUUG